UGUAAGUUAGAGCGAGAAGAGCUGUUACUCCAAAGAGGUUGUGGCUAAAGUGGGACUAUGAGGUUAAAAUUGAUUCUAGGCGGGAUUUUAGGUGUUAAAAUGGAACCUAAUGGAAAGGUAUAGAGGAAAAUAUAGUUAUGUGAAAAAUGCAAAUACACCGAUGAAUAAGGAUUAUAAGAUCUAUCCAUCAUUUAAGAGUGUGGAAUUCGGUCAGUCUAGGCAUUUUAUGAGCCAGAAUCACGAUAGAAACGCUGUUUACCAGAUAAUUCAGAAAAAUAAAUCAAGCUCGAAUCUGAAAAAUCAUAAUAAAAUGAUGAAGCCUAAUAUGAAAAAUGAGAAUUAUCAGAUGGGUUGCCUUACAAAAUUUCAACCAAAGGCAUCUUUGAGCAAAUAAAUCACGCGGGAUGACUUACAGGAUAAAUGUUCCAAAAGGACCAAGAGAUAAUAGUCACAAGAAACAUCAAUGGAAUAGUAACCCAGCUACAAAAGUCUCUUCACCAAGAGCCGAGAUCGAGAAACAAUCAACCAAAGAUUAUUUUAAGUUCAAAAGAAGAGCUGAAAACAGCGAUAAUUACGACCCAAAUUUUAGACAAGAACAUAUUAAAUAGUAGGAACGAGAUAGAGCAAGUCACAGAGACAAAUGAUUCAAAGAACCUAUCUAAAAAGCCUCAGAAGGAACUUAGUGGGUAUCAUAGUGGCCAGUUGAUGCUUAGAUCAAAGAUGAAGAGAAUGAAUGAAGCUAAAACUUCUAAUAUUAUCAAAGAGAAUUAUAACAUAGAUGGGCUUAAACCAAUGCAGAGUAAUUUUAGCUCUCUGAGUGGAACAAAUCAUUUAAUGAGCCAAAAUACCUGUGACUCGAAGAUACCUAAAUUCAUUGAUCAUAACUCGACCCCAUCUAGUUUCUUUAAUGAUCCAACAGUGCUAAAAACUUACAUUGACAACAAAUUGCAGGAUGCUAAAGGGUUUCAGACUUCUGAAGCUACCAUUUCUAAAGAAAAUUCAGUUGACAGAAGAGUUAUGACCAAUCAAGCUAAUUAUAGGAGGGUUGGAAACUCUAAGAAAUUGUCUAAUACAACCAAUGGGUACUCAAAUCAAAGGGUUAUGACACAAUCCUCUUUCUUUAAAAAUCCAAAAUAUCAUUCAAAGGCCUUGAACGUUGACAUAAUGCGUCAGAAUACAAUUGUUAAAGUUGACCCUAACUCUAAGAGGAGGUUUUCGAACACUCAGGAUGGCUUUGGCAAGAACAGAAGGAAAUUAGAAGACAUCCCUGAUAUCCAGAAGAAGAAUAAUAUAGCAAUAGGAAGAAUCCCUUUGAAAACAACCAAAAGAAGAAUUAUCCCAGAUACCUCCACUCCUGGAUUUACUAAUAAGAUUAGCACAAAUAGGUCAUUAGACUUGGGACAUGGGGACAGCUCUGACCGUGUGGCUAAAGGGUUCAACCUUUCUUCAAAACAAGUGAGAUGCAAGAGUAAGGAAAUGCGAAGGAAUCGAAAGGACCUCAAAUUUCAGAAACUACCUACACCUUUGAAGGACAAGGAGGACGAAGUCCAGACAGACUUUCAGCCUACUAAAUUUCCAGAAGAAAAUGAAUACCGGUUUAGGAUUAGUGAUGAAAAGAUUAUAUCUUUUCCCAAGAGAGAAGCUAAAUUGAAGUCCUUAGAGCCUAGUGAGAAGUUAGAUCAUUCCCCAUAUAAGCUAAAUAAGGAGUUGUCUCCUUCACAGUCAAUUCAGAAGAAUCAGAAUAGUACAAAGAGUUCCCAGAAACCUAAUAGGAUCAUAGAUUUUGGGUCAAGAUGAGGUGUAAGCACGUUAUUUCCAGGAACAAUGAAGAACAAGAAUAUGAAAUUAAAAUAAAUCCUCUUAUGAAUUUCCAAAGAAACUUCACAUGUUUGGAAUUCACAACUUGAAAAAAUUUAAGAAUCAGUACUUGAAGAAGCAGCCACAAGAAGAAUCUUAUGAUGAAGUGGAGAUUAUUAACAAUUUUGAGCAUGAAAACUUCAAGAGUCUGAUUACAUCUGUUGGAGCAUGCUCAAAGGUAGGAAAAUCCUUGAGUCAUCCUCUGAAACCAAACCAGGAUUCUUUUAUACAAAGGCCAAAUAUGAUCCUCAGUCAGCAAAAGUCUCAAGAUGGGGACAUUAUUAAUCAAACACACUUAUUUGGAGUCCUGGAUGGUCAUGGGAUUAAUGGGCACAAGAUAAGUGGAACUCUCAAAAACAAGCUCCCAACUAUGAUAAAGAUUAGCAUGAAUUCAGAGCCUGAGUCUUUAGAGCAAAUGCUAAUCGAUACAGUCACUAAGGUAGACAAAGAUCUUGAUAAACAUAGAGCUUUUAAUAGCGGUUCUACUUGAUGACUUGCCCUGAUUCAUAACAAAACACUAUAUUUUUCGAACACUGGAGAUUCCAGAGCUCUUCUGAUUAGGAUUCCUGAAGAAACAAAAGACUUGGAAAAGGAGCAGUCAUCACCUAAAAUUAAGUAUACAGAAGAUCAUUCUUGAGACGUUAAAGCUGAACAAAAGAGGAUCCUUGAUUUAGGAGGGCGAAUCGAAAGAUGUAAAGGAAACAUUAAACGGCAACCUUUAAGGGUAUGGCUUCCAAAUGAAGAUGCACCUGGUCUAGCCAUGACUCGAUCAGUAGGAGAUCACAUUGUUCGGGAAGUUGGUGUAAUCUGUACUCCUGAGAUCCAAAUCCAUCCUCUUCAAGACCAGAAAUAUAUCCUCGUUAUUGGGAGUGAUGGCAUCUACGAAUAUAUUUCGAACAAGGAAAUGGUUAAAUAUGCUAUCGAUAACCAAAAUCUUAGCGCUACUGAGUUAUCUAAACGCAUCGUGGAAAUAGCAAGGGAACGAUGGAAAUCUAAAGAUGUAUUUAUUGACGACUGCACAUGACAGAUAGUAUACAUUGAUGCUUCUUAAUUGGAGUCAUUUCACUUGAAACACGAAGAGAAUUAAACUAAAAUAAUUUCCCAGAGGAUAAAGAAUUGGUGUUAAUUUCUGAACAUCACUGAUUAAUGAAAAUUAAUUGUCAAAUCUUAACAAUACCCAUAAAAAAUUU
This is a messenger RNA of Moneuplotes crassus, 3047 nucleotides long. NCBI's taxonomy places the organism in Eukaryota, Ciliophora, Spirotrichea, Euplotida, Euplotidae. The record is from the annotation of a GenBank genome assembly.